GCUCGUUCUCUCGCUCGCUCCCUCCCGCGGGGCUUCGGCGACGGCGUCGGCGGCACGGGCAGGUCCGCCCGGGCCCCGGUCCCAUUUGUUGCUCGGAGCGGCCGCUGCGUGCGGAAGCUCCGGAGAGCCCGGCGGGGCAGCCGCGCAGCCACGAAGCAGCAGCCGUGGGACCGGCAGCCCCGCGCCCCCUUUGGCACCGUGCCCUUCCCCGGGGCGCCCCCCUUUCUCGGGAUGGGAUUGUAGCGGCGGCACGGACUCGGCGGGGAUCGCGGUGGAGACGGUGGCGGCGGCCGAGCGGGACUCCAUGUUUUCCCCCGACCCGGAGGAACCGUGCGCCCCCAAUAAGGAGGCGGUGAAAUACGGGGAGCUGGUGGUCCUGGGGUACAAUGGUGCUUUACCUAACGGAGACAGGGGGCGCCGGAAGAGCAGAUUCGCCCUCUACAAGCGGCCCAAGGCGAAUGGUGUCAAGCCCAGCACGGUGCACGUAAUAUCCACACCCCAGGCGUCCAAGGCUAUCAGCAGCAAAAGUCAGCACAGCAUAUCCUACACGCUGUCGAGGAAUCAGACUGUGGUGGUGGAGUACACACAUGACAAAGAUAUGGACAUGUUUCAGGUGGGCAGAUCCACGGAGAGCCCCAUCGACUUCGUGGUCACCGACACCAUCUCGGGCGGACAGGGCAACGAGGAGGCCCAGAUCACCCAGAGCACCAUCUCCAGGUUCGCCUGCAGGAUCGUGUGCAACAGGAAUGAGCCGUACACAGCACGCAUCUUCGCAGCCGGCUUCGACUCCUCCAGAAACAUCUUCCUUGGAGAAAAGGCCGCCAAGUGGAAGAACCCCGACGGGCACAUGGAUGGGCUCACCACCAACGGUGUGCUAGUGAUGCACCCACGAGGGGGCUUCACGGAGGAGUCGCAGCCCGGUGCCUGGCGUGAGAUCUCCGUGUGCGGGGAUGUGUACACCCUGAGGGAAACCAGGUCUGCGCAGCAGCGGGGGAAGCUGGUGGAGAACGAAACCAACGUGCUGCAGGACGGCUCGCUCAUCGACCUGUGCGGAGCCACGCUGCUCUGGCGCACCGCCGACGGCCUCUUCCACACGCCCACGCAGAAGCACAUCGAGGCGCUGCGGCAGGAGAUCAACGCGGCGCGGCCGCAGUGCCCCGUGGGCCUCAACACCCUGGCCUUCCCCAGCAUCAGCCGGAAGGAGGUGGUGGAGGAGAAGCAGCCCUGGGCCUACCUCAGCUGCGGCCACGUGCACGGCUACCACAACUGGGGCCACCGCAGCAACGACGCCGAGGCCAACAAGAGGGAGUGUCCCAUGUGCCGAACUGUGGGCCCCUAUGUCCCGCUGUGGCUCGGCUGCGAGGCGGGGUUUUACGUGGACGCGGGGCCUCCCACGCACGCGUUCACGCCCUGCGGACAUGUGUGCUCCGAAAAGUCGGCGAAGUACUGGUCCCAGAUCCCCCUGCCCCACGGGACGCACGCAUUUCACGCUGCCUGCCCCUUUUGCGCCACACAGCUGGUGGGGGAGCAGAACUGCAUCAAGUUGAUUUUCCAAGGUCCCGUGGACUAACCCCACCCCCCCCGGGGCCCCCCCAAGGCCGGCCACAACUUGAUUAACAAGUUACUGUGAAGAUUUUGCCAUUAACUCCAGAUCUAACUUUUUUUUUUUUAAUGCUGUUUAUGGAGAGGAGGGGUGGGGACAGGGCACAGGGGUUGGGACUCACGGGGCAUCAGCAAUGGGACAAGGGUGCAGCACCUCUGGGCAGCGUGUUGCAUGCUCACAGCAUCAGGUCUGCCCCUGACAUCUGCUUGAUCCAGCCCUAGCCUCUGUGUACGAAUUGGAUUUGAGAUGCCAUGAUUUGAUUUUUGACAUUGGGUGGUUGUUAUUUUUCCUUUUUGAACUUGGACAGGCCUUUGCACCGUGUUCCAUAUGUGUAGGAGUGUCCUCCCAGGUUGUUGGCACUCAGUGUGCACCCCACCAUGCUCCCUGGUACAGGCAUUGCCCCAAGGCCCAGGGGGCAGCGCCUAAGGUGUGAGCAUGGAAUGGGGGCCCUGAGGCAUGGCGGGGUGUUCUGCAACUGGGGGCUGCUUUUCUGACCUAUAUUUUUCUCUUUUUGCAGGGGGGACUAUUCACAUGUUAUAUAUAUAUAUUUUUCAACUCCAGUGGAAUUUAUACAUUCAUUCUGAUACUUGGCACUGCAAACAAAGAAUUUUCUUUUGUUUGAGGGUCUGCUUUUUUCGUUGUUGUCAGUUUCUAUCUCAUGUAGUUUGUCUCUGUAGUCAUCUUGCAUGGCCAACAACCAUUUCAUGAAUGAACAUACCACAGUUCCUGAAGCUUGGUUAGUAGAGUGUGUCCCCCACUGGGGGCACCACCUCAAAUGCUGCACUGUCAGACUCAUUUGCUCACUCAGCUGUGUCAUUUGCGAGACAAGUAAGCUUCUGCUUUGGAAACCACUUGUUGGGGGUCUCAUAAGAUUUUCUUUUCUUCUCCCUUAAGAACGCCAGGAAUUCCCAGAGCCUCAAAGCAACAAGUCACCAGGAUAAUCAUUUCUGUUCACUCACUUGGCACCAUCUGUCACCUUCCACUGCAGCUUAAGGAGCUCUGGAAGUUCUGAAAAUGUUUACAAAUCAAACUCGAUUUGAAUGCGAUCAUUUGACAUACACAGCCCCAGGUGGUGCAUCUGCAGAGAUCAUCCAAAAUUUCUGAUUUUGAGAGAGCAAAUGAGUGUUUACUGGGGAGUAAUUCAAUCAGACUUUCAUACGAGCCCUCCAUCCCUUCCUGGUAGCUCUGCUCCUUUUGAUGAAUAAUUUUUGAUGCUCAUUUCUCUCUGUGCUGGGGACCAGUAGCAUCACUGCUCCCAGAGUAGAGACCCUUUAAGACACGGGCUGCUCGGGAAUGGCCAAGGUAAAAUAGGUCCCUGGCACGCAGGGCAAGUGUUUAUUUAAGCUGACAGCCUCUUGACAUUGACCACCGCAGAUUCAAGCUACCUUUUUCAUUUUUUGUGUAUAUACAUACAUAAUUUAUAUGAUUCUAACAUACUCUUACAUCCAUACUUGAAUUGGUACUUCGGCAUGUUGCCUACGUUCAGUAGUUCUGAUCUAUUGGAAUGCCCUUUUCCUUAACAGUGAGAAGAUACAUUACUCUCAAUUGUUGCUGCUUAAUUUGACUUAAUACCUGCAGUAUCCAGCUUCUCCCUGUGGAAGCAUUGCCCGUAGCGAUCAGUGUUAAGGAUGAGGCAUUUUGACUUUGGUUUUAUAUAUAAUUUGCUUGAAUAUUGCAAAAAUCCAACAAUAGUCCUACAGAUAGCACCUUCCAUUCUGUUUUGUGCAGCUUCCACUAGACACACAGAAAACGAGAAGGGGGAACAACCCGGAGUCAUACACUGGAUGCCUUCCAAUGUAGUGAUCAGCUGCCCCCAAGAGAGUGUCUGUUAAGCCUGUGAUUUUUUUUUUAUCAAGCCCAAGGGGCGAUAAAAGCAGGCAGCACCUUCCACUUGCUGGCUAGGUGGCAAGAAGACAAUUGUAAGAUAAAUGGUCUUGCAUCCAGAAAAACCAGAUUUGACUGUCAAAAAAGAAUAGAAAGCUGUGCUCUGAUGUCAUGAUUGCCCCUUGAAAGGACUGCAUGUGGUAUUUCUGCAGAGACAUGUACCCCCAAAUAAAAUUAUGUCCCAGCCAGAACAGUUCCUGACUUUUGGGAAGCUGAAAUUCAAGCUCUGGAAGUGAUGCCAGCCGACCCCACCUUCUGUGGGAACUGUAUCUUUGGUUCUGGGCUCCAAGUGAGGCCGCCUUCCACCUGCCCAAGGAGCCGCAAAAAAAGGCCACAAGGGGAACCAGCAGGAGCUGAGCUUAGCCUGGCUGCCUUUAAUCAGUCCCUGAAAGAUUUUGCUGAAUGAGAUUUGUGUGUGUGUCAGAAUUGAAAGCAAUUUAGUAUGUGAGAAUGAGGAAUUCUGGCUCACCAAAAUAGAAUAAUACAAUUGUUGAGAAAAAGUCACUUCUAUCUGUCUGACUUGCUUCCCAUCCCUUUGAAAGACAGAGCUCAGCGCCCUUGAGAAUAUGCAAGGAAACCACUGGCCAAUUAGCCUGGCUAAGAUGCCUUCGUGAGUAGAUUUCCAGAAGCAAAUCCCAGGUGAUGUAUUCCCAUAGAUGAUAUUUUUUUCCAGUUUAUGUCAAUUUACUGCAACAGGAAACACACACACACACACUCUCACACACUGAUUCAGAGUGGCUAGGCUACAACUCUUGAGUAUUUUUCUAGUCCAAAGUUUUUUAUUAUUAACACUUGGUGCUGUCAGGUCAUGGAUGCUGUAACUUUCAACAUUUCCCUGUUUUGGUUAAACUGUUUGCAAAAAGGGCUACAGUUCACACUGCAGAAUAAGUAUUAAGCUUUCUGGGUUCCCCCACGCACACCCCCAACUGUGGCCCAAAAGAAUUAAAAUCUUUUAAUAUAAAUAGAAAACAUAUUUAUCAUUCCUUGAUAGUUAAUUAUAAAGUUUGGUACCUUUGAGCCUCAGGGAAGCCACGUGAUGUAACUGGUUAUAGAAUUUCAGGGUUAGGAUUUAAAGAAAGGAGAAAGCCAUUGGAAAAAUGAUGGGCUCCAUGAAGGAGACUAAUGAAUUUGGAUGCAGAAAUAUGCCAGGAAGUGGCAUAAACAUGAUUGUAGUAGGAUUUAUUUUCCAAUACCAAUAGGGAAAUUAUUUCUUAAGUUAUUAAAUAACUUAGACCACAUUAGGACAGUUGAGAAUGCCUUUUUUUUUUAUCUUUUUUUUUUGCAUGAAUAGAAAAACCUCCAUUCUCUGAGAGCUCAGUGUUGUUAUUUGGGCAUUUUUGAGAUUUUUAGGAGCACAUUCUUUUUUGUCUCAAGUGUAAUCCAGGUUUAGAAUUGUAACUUGCAAUUGUAUGAUGUUGCUCAGCUCUUCUUUUUUUAAGCCACUCUUGCUUUGGAUGUGUGCGAAGGGGCAGGUGGCCACACAGUCCUCCAACAGAGCUGGGUGAAAAGAGGACAUCCCUAUACAGUCCUGCCUCCUGGAGGUGGCAUCCCUGAGAGACACGCCAUGGUCCGUCCCGUGGCGCAGCCCUGCUGGGCCAAAGCACCCAGCUCUUCCUCCAGUGCUGGAAGUCAGCUCAGCUGUGUGAUCCAAAACCCUGUGCAACAACUCCAGGGCCUUCUGCAAAGAAUGUAAACCAGACUGAAGCAAAGAAACGAAACAGGUUCAUUAUACUCUUUUUCGUAAGACUCACAUCCUUACAAGUUAAGUGUUUGCCCUCAUGAGGAGUCUCCAGAGAAAGACGGGGGGGAGGGGAUAAAAAACAACUAUUUUUCCAGUUCUACUUUACUGUUUCUAAACAUGUUUCUAAGCAAAAGUGAACUCAGUGAAAGGGAAAUUCCUGCUUUUUAGCUGAAAUGACAGAUUGCUUCUCUUCUAGUCUGCACGUUCAGUGGGGUCAUAGUCACCAUGUAUAGUGUUACGGAGAGUUGAAUUUUAUGGAUAUAUUUGUAAAAUUGUUCUUUUAUAUUCCAUGUCAAAUUGAAAAGUUUAUUUCUUCACUAUUGUACCUGUGGAAAUACAAGCCAUUUUACAGGGGGAAAAAAAUCUUGGAAAACUAUUAAAUGGAUCU
Molecule: messenger RNA, 5616 nt
Organism: Ochotona curzoniae (black-lipped pika)
Lineage: Eukaryota; Metazoa; Chordata; Mammalia; Lagomorpha; Ochotonidae
Gene: PELI2
Product: pellino E3 ubiquitin protein ligase family member 2
Exons: 6
Coding region: 305-1570 (421 amino acids)
Biological process (GO): regulation of Toll signaling pathway; protein polyubiquitination
Molecular function (GO): protein binding; ubiquitin protein ligase activity
Source: RefSeq, a predicted model, not a curated record